AUGCCCAUGGCGGCUGAGGGGAUAAAGGCCUCAUUCUUAGGCCAGGAGGUAUUUGUGACGGUAGAUGAUACAAGAGUCAGGAUUAAAAGGGAUCCGUCUACAGUUGCUAUUCAGAAUAGCGAGAACGACCUUGUGAUUAGAGACAUUCCAUUGAUUGAGAUACGAUCUCUUCAUGUGAAAAACAAUGAAGGCUUCUUUCUGAAGUUGAAGCUAUCUGAAGAAACUAUCGUACUUAGAUUUAAAACCCUCCACUCUAGGGACAUCAUCAAGUCAAUAAUUCUCUCGUUCAUGAAGACGGACCAAGACAUAACAAAGAAGAUUCUGGAGUCUGAUCCGGCCAUGAGAGUUCUAUUCAACAAUCUAAAGCAAUGGGUUUCACCCUCAAAGUUCUGGUCCAUCAACAGGGACAAGAUGAAGCAGAUGGUUGCUAUAGUUAGGCAGCAGCCAUCAAAGGAAAUGGAGAUUGAUGAAAAGUCCUUUAUAUCUUCGUUAGAUCCUGUUCUUCUAAAUAUAUUUGAGCAAAUGAACUGUUCCAUAAAUCAGUUCUACAAUCUUCUAAGGCAAUCGUAUUUUUGUGAUCCCAAGAACGAGAAAAAUAGUCUUGACCGGAUGGUCAGCUCUGCAGUAAGAAGCCACGAAGUCAAACAAGACUUUGCUUCCAGAAUAAACACUCACUCGGUCCUGGCUUUGAAGCCUAUUGAAGAUGUGAAAAUCGAUCCAAGCACAAAGGAGGGAAAGAAGGUGGAGUUUCUGCCUAUAUACCCGUUUGAAGAGGAGAAGACAGAAAGGCCAAGAAGAAGGUUCGUGUUUGAGAAGAAGCCUCUAAGAUGUGAGGUUGAGCUUGAAAUUACACCUAUGGUAGAGAAAAAAGUAUUUGAGAAAAAAGAUCUUGCUUGGAUUAGAGACUUAUCAAAAAUCGUAUAUAAGUCAAUGAAGGAGAAGGACGGAGAAUUCCUAAAGGAAGUUGCUGGAAUCACCAAAAGGUUUCUAGAUGGUAUGGAAAAAAAAUAUGGAAAGGGAUGCGAUGUUUACCUUAGGAGGAUCUUACCAACCUAUUUCAUUGAAAAAAAGGAUGAGUAA
Encephalitozoon romaleae SJ-2008 is the source of this 1080-nucleotide messenger RNA. RefSeq lists its product as hypothetical. The coding region runs from base 1 to 1080 and encodes 359 amino acids. The record is from RefSeq and is a predicted model, not a curated record. NCBI's taxonomy places the organism in Eukaryota, Fungi, Microsporidia, Unikaryonidae. The transcript has a single exon.